GCUUACUUGCUUGAAAUAUCAUUACCUGACGUGACAAACGAAACAUUUCAAAUUGGAAAAGUGCUAAGCGAUGCCGAGGCCGACGCGCGAGUCCUACGGCGAUCAGAAACCACCUUUUUCUUAUAUCGCCCUCACUGCAAUGGCUAUUUGGAGUUCGCCGGAGCGGAUGCUGCCGUUAUCAGAAAUAUAUAGGUUUAUCACUGAUCGGUUCCCUUACUAUAGACGGAAUACUCAGCGCUGGCAGAAUUCCCUGCGACAUAACCUUUCGUUUAACGACUGCUUCGUGAAAGUACCUCGGCGCCCGGACAGACCAGGCAAGGGUGCCUACUGGACGCUUCACCCGCAGGCAUUUGACAUGUUUGAAAAUGGCUCACUUCUUCGUCGCCGAAAGCGAUUUAAGCUACACAAAGGGGAAAAAGAUAGUUUGAAUGCAGAAUUAGCGGCGCUAGCGACUUUUAACAGAGCUUUCUUAGCACGCCAGGCGAAUUCUAAUCCAGGAGGAAUGUCGGGAGGAAUGUUCGCACCAUCUAUUAAUCUGUGCCCAAGACUCAGUCCAGAGCCAAUGGAGGCGCCAGACACGGCAGCAUUGCUGCCGACGGUACCGCGACCUCGUCGAGCAUUCACGAUAGAUGCAUUGUUGGAACCUGAGCCUCGGCGGUCCUCUCCUUCGCCUCCUAUGGUCCAGCAACCGCAUUGUCCAAUGCCAUUAUCUCCAACGCCGUAUUUGCUGGCAGCGCAGCGAUAUCACGCCGAACUUCUAGCCGGUCUACAACAAUCUUGCCUGCCUCCUCUUUGGACGUGGAGAGAUACCAGUCAAUUUUCACAUUACACGCUCAAUUCAUGA
Vanessa tameamea is the source of this 844-nucleotide messenger RNA. RefSeq names its product fork head domain-containing protein FD4-like. The record is from RefSeq and is a predicted model, not a curated record. Lineage: Eukaryota; Metazoa; Arthropoda; Insecta; Lepidoptera; Nymphalidae. Gene Ontology annotation, molecular function: DNA-binding transcription factor activity, RNA polymerase II-specific; RNA polymerase II cis-regulatory region sequence-specific DNA binding. The transcript has a single exon. Bases 71 to 844 code for a protein of 257 amino acids. Gene Ontology annotation, biological process: anatomical structure morphogenesis; cell differentiation; regulation of transcription by RNA polymerase II.